This is a messenger RNA of Mastomys coucha (southern multimammate mouse), 1539 nucleotides long. RefSeq names its product myeloid leukemia factor 2 (gene Mlf2). Gene Ontology annotation, biological process: regulation of DNA-templated transcription. Gene Ontology annotation, cellular component: nucleus; cytoplasm. Bases 228 to 971 code for a protein of 247 amino acids. Lineage: Eukaryota; Metazoa; Chordata; Mammalia; Rodentia; Muridae. The record is from RefSeq and is a predicted model, not a curated record. The transcript is spliced from 9 exons.
UUCCGCUCCGGCCUGCCCAAGGUUUGGCUUCUCGGGCCGAGGGUGGGGGUACGGAGGUGGCUGCCGAAGGCAGGAGGCGGUGCGGGAAGCGAGAAGCUCGCGCGCGGACCAAUCCCUGCGUCCCGGGCCGCGACCCUGCUUCUGCAGCGCCCCGAGGAGAGGCCGGCCGGAUGGGCCGCUGAGCCGGAGUCGGGGACCGUGUGGAGCCCCCUGGAGCUGAGAUCAGGAUGUUCCGCUUCAUGAGGGACGUGGAGCCUGAGGAUCCCAUGUUCCUGAUGGACCCCUUCGCAAUUCACCGUCAGCAUAUGAGCCGCAUGUUGUCGGGCGGCUUUGGAUAUAGCCCCUUCCUGAGCAUCACAGAUGGUAACAUGCCGGCCACCAGGCCUGCCAGCCGCAGGAUGCAGGCUGGGGCUGUCUCUCCCUUCGGGAUGUUGGGAAUGUCCGGUGGCUUCAUGGAUAUGUUUGGGAUGAUGAACGACAUGAUUGGGAACAUGGAGCACAUGGCCGCCGGAGGCAACUGCCAGACCUUCUCUUCCUCCACCGUCAUCUCCUACUCCAACACUGGGGAUGGUGCCCCCAAAGUUUACCAGGAGACAUCUGAGAUGCGCUCUGCCCCAGGCGGGAUCAGGGAGACGCGGAGGACUGUCCGGGACUCAGACAGUGGUCUAGAGCAGAUGUCCAUUGGGCAUCACAUUCGGGAUAGGGCUCACAUCCUCCAGCGCUCCCGAAACCACCGCACAGGGGACCAGGAAGAGCGGCAGGACUACAUCAACCUGGAUGAAAGUGAGGCAGCAGCUUUUGAUGAUGAAUGGAGAAGGGAAACAUCCCGAUACAGACAGCAACGUCCUCUGGAAUUUCGACGGCAUGAGGCAUCUGUGGGUGGAGGGCGAAGGGCUGAGGGACCUCCCCGCCUGGCUAUCCAGGGACCUGAGGACUCCCCCUCCCGACAGUCCCGUCGCUAUGACUGGUGAAGGCCCCAGGCUCUCAGCCUUUCAUGCUCAUCUUUCCUUCCUCAGGUGCAGGCUGAGAGGCUGAGAAAUCAUCCUUGAAAUGACUGUCCUUUCCAACCUCCAUCCCAAUUUAAUAUUAAAUUAACAGGCAAGCUGGCCCCGCCUCUCCCUUGGGUCUCAGGGAGAGCCUUCUACUGCCCCUUUACCUAUGUUUCCAUCUUCACCCCUCACCACGUGCCCCACCCAUCCUUAUCCACUAACUUGAGUUCUCAUGUUGCUGCUCCAUCUCCAAGCCGCCUCAUCUUCCCGACCCCCUGCCACGCAUUGAAGGGUUUGGGGCAAGCUCUGGGUUUAGGGAUCUCCCUCCCUCAGCUCCCCUGACCCUUGCCCACCUCUUCCUCACAGCCCCACUGCAGAUGCCAUGGUCCUCUAAGGGCUAUGGAGAAAGUGGACUAGUUCCCAAUUCUUUGUCCCUUCCCCCACCCAUCACAAAAACACUUUCCUAUACCCUUCUCUGCCUUUAUAAAAAUAAAUGAUUUGUGCAACUUGUAACUAGGUGUUUAUGGAAUAAAGGAGAAUGGAAAAAAAA